Messenger RNA from Marchantia polymorpha subsp. ruderalis, 1044 nucleotides. The record is from the annotation of a GenBank genome assembly. Lineage: Eukaryota; Viridiplantae; Streptophyta; Marchantiopsida; Marchantiales; Marchantiaceae.
CCCCUGCCCCCGCUGCGAUCGCAUUUCUUUGGAUCGAUCGUCAAUCGAUUGCCUGCUCGGUAAUGCUAAUGCGGCGCGAUUGCUCGAAUCCUACAAUUCGUCGAGGCGGGGCGUGGACCGCAGAGGAGGCUGCAGCUGGAAUGUGGUUUUGAAUGAAAGACGGCAAGUCGCGCAGGUCAUGGAGCAAACGCAGUCUCGUCAUGGACAGAACCUGACGUCCGUGUGCGAAUGGAUGACCGACUGUAGGUAUGAAGGAAUUCAUGCUUUUAGAAUUACAGUGAAUCGGAGCAGAUGGGGUUGCUACGACCUCUUGCUCGUGUUAGUCGCCAUCCUGUGCUAUUCUGUUUGGGAUAGCUUUGCAGGAACUUUUCCCUUCUUGGUGUUUGCGACUUCUCUGGUCUUUUGGAUUAAGAGAAACAGGGUUGAACAAGAGGCAGUCGUAGUGAUGCCUAAUCUGGGCAUUCAGCUGGAAACGGUGUACUGCAGCAAGAAAGUGGAUCGUCGUUUUGUUUCCUUAGACAGGAUUUUAGCUCCAGUGAUCAACGAGGCUGUCACCCCAGUCACUUGUUAUUUCUAUCUGGCAUUGAUUCUACAAGAUGAGAAAGACAUGCUUCUAGCAUUUGAGAACUUGAGACCACCUCUGAAGAUGUUGUCGUGCAUUUGGAGAUCAAUCCAUGAAGCUCUUGGAACAGAAACGUGUAAAAUAUUGCCUCCAAGAUCUGACUCGGCAGAAGAGUGCGAAAAGAAAGAUUCAGGAUGGUGAGUGGGAGCCAUUCCUUCUCCUUCUAAUCUCUUGAAGCUUAAGUCGUUUGUAUUAUAUCACAAUAGGAAUCUAGUCGAGUGUUACUGAGCUGGUGGAUUUAUUUCUUUGGUCUCCACGGAUACGCUUAGCUGGAUGAUGUUGCCUUUUAUUUCCUUCUUCAUCAGUUCAUAAAGACACCCAGAGUGGUUCCAGCGGUGAGUGCAGUCAACCGAUAUCAAUAAUGUUUACCUCAGCUCAAAGACUGGAAAUUUAACCUCGAAUACAGGUGGGCUUCAAAUUGG